UUAAAAACAGAAUGAAAGCACGUGUUGAGUGAAGAACACGUGACUAACAGUUUCGGCGGGAAGUCAGCAGCGCAGUAAUAGCACGUGUGUAGCGUGAAUAUAACAUGAUGUUUCUAACCUCAAUUUCUAUAUUCCACAAAUAAAAGUUUAAAAUGUUAGAAGAGUAUUUAUUAAAACAUCACCUAGUGGAACUCGAAGAGAUUUUAGAUAACGCAGAUCCUAGUUGCUACUACUCUAUCUAUAUAAACUUCGUAUCGCUAUUCGAGGAUAAUGCGGAUGUAGCACAGAAAAUUUUACGAUAUCCUAGAUAUUACUUACCAUUCUGUGACGAAUCGGUAGUGACAGUACAAGAAGAAAUAGCAAAACCAGAACAAAUUAUUAAAAAAAGGGUUCGUAUUAGAGUCACUGCUGUGCCAGUCACACUGGACCAAGGACAAAUUGGCCAAUUAGUUUCAACAAGUGGCAUCAUUGUUAGGAUCUCCCAACCAACAAUAUUAAAAACUGUUCAACGAAUGAAUUGCAAAAAAUGUAAACAUGUUACUUUUAUUAAAUAUGAGUGGGAAAGACAGGCUUUUGAAGAUAUUACAGACUGUGAAGCAUGUCAUGCACCAAAGCUCACAGCUCUGCCGGGUUUUGAGCUAGACGAUUCCUCAGAUUACCAGGAAAUAGGAGUCCAAGAAAAGGGUAAAAUAGACUCAAAUAAAUCGUUGACAGAGGAACUGAGAAUUAUCUUGCUGGAUGAUUUAGUUGAUAGAUGUAGGCCAGGAGAUCAUGUUGAGAUUAGUGGUGUUGUGAUAAGAAUAUGGGGUCCCUUAGAGGUCGGUGAACGUUUAGAAGCAACAACUAUGAUGCUAGCGAAUAGCAUUGUAGUACGACGCAAGAUAUCCGAGACCUCUUCUUCGCAAGAGAUGAGAGAUGUUUUUAAGCGUUAUUGGGAAAAGUAUAGCGAUAAUCCUUUGCUUGGUAGAGACAAUAUUAUCACAUCUAUUUGUCCACAGCUCUAUGGCAUGUAUACUGCAAAAUUGGCGUUAGCUGUAGUUUUAGCUGGUGGCGUGCCAAAGUGUAACGAAAGCGGAACACGUGUACGAGGAGAACCUCAUCUUCUUUUGGUCGGUGACCCUGGAACUGGCAAAUCCCAGUUGCUUCGUGCAGCAUCUCGUUUAGCUAUAAGAUCGGUUCUUACGACCGGUGUUGGAUCGACUGCAGCUGGUCUCACAGCAGCUGCUGUCAGAGAUUCAGAGGGCUGGCAUCUAGAAGCUGGAGCCCUAGUAUUAGCCGAUGGAGGAGUCUGCUGCGUAGAUGAGUUCACAACCAUGAGUUCAGAAGAUAGGACAUCCGUUCACGAGGCUAUGGAACAGCAAACGAUAUCAAUCGCCAAAGCUGGGUUAGUUAGCACGUUAAACUCAAGAUGUUCAGUGAUCGCAGCCAUUAAUCCAGUUGGAGGUCAGUUUACCGAUGAUGAAGAAUGGGAAACGAAUUUAGGUGAUCCUCUUUUAUCUCGUUUCGAUUUAAUCUUGCUUUUGAAAGACAAUAGAAAUGCAGGAUGGGACCGGUUGACGUCCGACCAUAUUCUGAAGGCUGCUUACGAAAAGAAAGAGAACACUAUUCAAACAGACUCGAAAAAUCACAUAGAACUUUUAAAUACCGAAGACUUAUGGAAAGAGGAUACAUUGCGAGAAUACUUGGCCUACGUGCAUUCUUUACAACCGAAACUAACAAAAGAAGCGGAAAUGGUACUUCGAGCGACUUAUCUUUAUCACAGAUCUCAUCCAGAUAGGAGGGAAGAAAGAACAACAGUUCGACUUUUGGACAGUCUUAUUAGACUAGCCGAAGGACACGCUAGAUUAAUGUACAGAUCGGAUAUAGAAAUUAUGGAUGCUAUAUUCGUAGCGAAAUUAAUCGGAACGGGAUCUACGGACGAGAUCAAUCUUAGUUAUUCAUUUCCAAUAGAUCCAAUUGCAACGUAUCGAUCUAAAGGCAAAAUAUUGUUGAAGACUAUUGGUUUACAGAAUCUGGAAAAUUUAUUAUAAAUAUUUAUUAUGUUAAAUGGAAAAAUUUUUGUGCUAAUCAUUGGUGUGAAAGAGAUCUCCUUUUUUAUGAGCAAACUAAAUUUUUAUUUAUCGCUUUUCUUUUCUUUGCUUCUUACAUAAGUAAAUGUACCAGUGCGUAUUUAUAAAAUUUAAAUAACAUUUCUUUCUUACUUUUCUUUUUUUAUACAAAACGAAGUCAUUUAUUGUUCAUUGCUAUACAAUGAAGGUAUGUAAUAAUUAUUGCAAUCAAUUUAAACAGUAUUAUAUAUGUAAAAAUAUAUUUAAAGAGCACAA
Molecule: messenger RNA, 2324 nt
Organism: Bombus huntii
Lineage: Eukaryota; Metazoa; Arthropoda; Insecta; Hymenoptera; Apidae
Product: DNA helicase MCM9-like
Exons: 12
Coding region: 153-2030 (625 amino acids)
Biological process (GO): DNA replication; double-strand break repair via homologous recombination
Cellular component (GO): MCM complex; nucleus
Molecular function (GO): ATP binding; single-stranded DNA helicase activity; ATP hydrolysis activity
Source: RefSeq, a predicted model, not a curated record